Messenger RNA from Trematomus bernacchii (emerald rockcod), 1059 nucleotides. Its product is annotated as P2Y purinoceptor 4-like. Gene Ontology annotation, molecular function: G protein-coupled receptor activity. Lineage: Eukaryota; Metazoa; Chordata; Actinopteri; Perciformes; Nototheniidae. The record is from RefSeq and is a predicted model, not a curated record. Bases 10 to 1059 code for a protein of 349 amino acids. Gene Ontology annotation, cellular component: plasma membrane. The transcript is spliced from 2 exons. Gene Ontology annotation, biological process: G protein-coupled receptor signaling pathway.
UACAAAGACAUGGGCAACACUCAGGUGCAGCCUCCAGAGGCAGCCUUCUGCGACCUGAACCCAACCCGAGGUCUCCCGCUAAUCCAGCUCUACGUGAUGCCCACCUUCUUCCUAACGGUGUUGAUCCUGGGCCUGCCUCUCAACCUGCUCUCCCUCUGGGUCUUCUGCCGCCGGCUGGGGCGCUGGACCCGCAGCACGGUGUUCCUCUUCAACCUGACCCUGGCGGACACCUCAUGGCUGCUGGCCCUGCCUUACCUCAUCCACUACCACCUGGACAAGCUCUACUGGAAGCUGGGGCGGUCGUUCUGCAUGACUGUGAGGUUGUUCUACCACAACUACUUCUACCUCAGCAUCUUCUUCGUCACCUGCAUCAGUGUGGACAGAUACCUGGCCAUCGUGCACCCGCUGCGCUCCCUGGUGCUGCUGGGCCGGAGGCAGACUCACCUGCUGUGUGUGGUGAUGUGGGCUGCUGCUCUGCUGCUCAGCGUACCUGUUGCCACCAUGACUGAGAUCCAGACCUGCCCCGGGAGCAACCGCACCGUGUGCCCCAUAUACAUAUUUCUGAGCCACACUGAGGAGAGUCUCCCUUAUUCCCUCAUGUGUUCCAUCCUUGGCUUCCUCUUCCCGCUGCUCUCCAUCUGCUACUGCGGCCUGCGCAGCGUCAUGGAGCUGCACAGCCGCCCCGACCCGCAUCACAAGCAGCAGCGGCUCCGAGUGCGGCGCGUGUUGAGCGCCGCGCUGGUUUUCUUUGCCUUGUUUUACCUGCCCUACCACAUGAGCCGUAACGCCGCCGUAGUGAUGCGGGUCUUGUACCCCAACAGCCCCACCUCCUGGGGGCGCGCAGACCUGGUCUUCUCGCUGGAAAUGUGCCUCUGCAGCCUGAUAACCUGCAUCAACCCUCUGUUCAGCUGCUUCAUUGGCCGCAAGUUCAGGAAGGAGUUUCAUGGCACUUUUGCGGUCAUGUUUUGCCUAUCUAAGAGGACCCGGAUGACGGUGAGGAAAAGGCAAGGGAUGUCUACUGUCACACCUGUGUGCGCAUUGCCUGAAACUGAUUCCUGA